Molecule: messenger RNA, 627 nt
Organism: Colias croceus (clouded yellow)
Lineage: Eukaryota; Metazoa; Arthropoda; Insecta; Lepidoptera; Pieridae
Gene: CPR46
Product: larval cuticle protein 1-like
Exons: 3
Coding region: 101-451 (116 amino acids)
Cellular component (GO): chitin-based extracellular matrix
Molecular function (GO): structural constituent of chitin-based larval cuticle
Source: RefSeq, a predicted model, not a curated record
CGUUAGAUGAAGAAGCCGGGAGAAAUGUAUAAAAGAAUUAGCUCCGAGCGUUUCGGCAUCAGUCGCUCACUUGGAAGCUACCAUAACAAAUCAAUUAAAGAUGAAACUGCUCAUUGUCGCCCUCGCCUUCGUGGCAAUCGUCGCUGCCGGCCCCGUCCCGGAGGUAGUGAAGGAGCCAGUAAAGAUCGUCCGUUCCAAUUUCGAUCAACAACCCGAGGGAGGAUACGCUUUCAGUUACGAGACCGAAGAUGGAUCCAAACGUGAAGAGACCGCAGACGUGAAGGAAGCCCUUGAUGAGGAAAACAAGCCCCACCAAAUUCUCUCCGUCCGUGGAGCAUUCUCCUACGUGGACAGCGAAGGCAAGGUUGAAACCAUCACCUACUACGCUGACGAAACCGGUUACCACGCCGAGGGUCCAUCCAUCCCCAAGUCUCCCGUCGCCAGGAGAUAAACGCUUUCCGACUGAAUGAUCUGUAAUAUAGGCUGUACAGUGUACAGUUCUGCCAUAGUUUAUGUAGCGAGGCAUCCGCUAUAUAAUGUCGCUCACUAAAGAUGCCUACUGCCAUAUUUUGUACAUUUUUACUGUUGAUAUACGUUUGUAUAGAAAUACACGUUGAAGUAUAAUUA